Messenger RNA from Oppia nitens, 1376 nucleotides. RefSeq names its product probable serine/threonine-protein kinase fhkA. Gene Ontology annotation, cellular component: nucleus; cytoplasm. Gene Ontology annotation, biological process: protein phosphorylation; mitotic DNA damage checkpoint signaling. NCBI's taxonomy places the organism in Eukaryota, Metazoa, Arthropoda, Arachnida, Sarcoptiformes, Oppiidae. The transcript is spliced from 2 exons. Bases 13 to 1275 code for a protein of 420 amino acids. Gene Ontology annotation, molecular function: ATP binding; protein serine/threonine kinase activity. The record is from RefSeq and is a predicted model, not a curated record.
ACAGGUGUAGAAAUGGAUCCGCGAAAACCUAUGUACCGAUUGCCAGACUUUACACGAAGGCCGGUAUCAGAGAGACAGCCGACACCAUUUGCUCCAAUGCGGCCAAUAGUGAUGCGGCCAAUAUUGCCUGAAGGAGCCGAACACUAUUAUCAACCGCUUGACGGAGUGCGACCACAAACAUCUAGAUUGCCGUCAGUGGCCAAUUGGUCAGAAAUAUGGACAGAGGAGAACGAUAUGGGCACUGAUCGACACAAUCGGCCGCAAUUGAAUGCGAUAAACAAACCAAAAGCACUACCGGAUGCUCAGCUCGAGUAUCUGAAACAAGAGAGACCGGGUGAACUGUGGCGUAAUAUACAGUUUUUCAAAAAACUAGAAAUAGGAAGUUUCGGUGCAGUUUGGGAUGUGACAGCUGAACGACGAACCGGUAGCAGAUGGGAAGCGCCGACACUUUUACAGCAUAAAGUUGAUAGCGGUCCGAGACCGUGGAUGAACUGGAAAAAGAUGCGCCUGGCUUGUAAAGUGAUGAUCUGUCCACACAAUUGGGCUAACGAUUGGCAAGGUAAUGUGGAAACCAUGUUAGCCGACAUGCAUGCGCUCAGGUAUUUGAAACAUGAAAACAUUGUCCAAUUUUACGAUAUCAUUGGUAUACCCGACUCACAGACUGGCUUUCCUUAUGCUUUUGUAGUGAUGCUUAUGGAACUGUGUAAUGGCAAUUUAUUUGCUUUGAUAGCUAAUGAAAAACCAAAUAUAUGUUUAAAUCACACGCAAACCAUAGCCUGGCUAAGACAAAUUGCUUCAGCGCUUCAGUAUCUGCACGUCGACAAGCGUACUGUUCAUCUGGAUAUCAAACCUGAGAACAUACUGUACGUGAGUCGGGCCGGACUUCCCAUCGAACAAUGGAUCUACAAACUGACCGAUUUUGGUAUGGCCAUCAGCUACAACAAUAACAUAGGCGAUCCAAUGGUUUCGGCCGUCAGAGCCGGUACAGAUGAAUUCAAUCCGGACGAAUUGAAUGUCAAUUGGGAUCAACCAGUUUAUCAACCGGUUGAUACGUCUGCGUGCGAUAUAUAUGCGUUGGGCGGCACAGUAGCCAACAGUCUACUCGGAAUAAAUUUCACCAGAGGUAGUGAAAGUGCACCAAUGCUUAUCAAACGGAUGAUCUCAGGUCCACAUUUGUCCCGUGAAUUAUACAAUUUGGCGAUUAAUAUGCUUGCAAUCAAUCCACAAAACCGGCCGACCAUUGAACAAGUAUGCAACCGGUUGGCUCAAAUGUAAAUGGGUUAGGACUAAAAAAAGUCAAAAACCACAGCAGCCAGCUGUAGCACAAGUAUGGCAAUUGGACCGAUCAAUUGGGAUCAAGUGCUUACUGACCAGAG